This is a messenger RNA of Scomber japonicus (chub mackerel), 1137 nucleotides long. RefSeq names its product NSE1 homolog, SMC5-SMC6 complex component (gene nsmce1). NCBI's taxonomy places the organism in Eukaryota, Metazoa, Chordata, Actinopteri, Scombriformes, Scombridae. The transcript is spliced from 8 exons. Gene Ontology annotation, biological process: double-strand break repair via homologous recombination; DNA damage tolerance. The coding region runs from base 127 to 870 and encodes 247 amino acids. Gene Ontology annotation, cellular component: Smc5-Smc6 complex; nucleus. Gene Ontology annotation, molecular function: ubiquitin-protein transferase activity. The record is from RefSeq and is a predicted model, not a curated record.
CGUACUUAUCGUGGCCACAGAGAAACAGGAGACAACAUACCUAUUACGGAAACGUUAUUGUGUCGGCUGCUGGAAAUAUCUCAACCGGUUGUGCGUGCAUACAAACUGUCAGUCUGGUCUGGAGCCAUGUCACGACAGAUGGAAGACAGCCAUCGAAGAUUCCUACAGAAUAUGAUGGUCAAUGGCAUUAUUGAGGAACAAGGGGCGAGGGCACUGUAUCAGCGCUGCUGUGCAACACACAACAUGCAGCAUGUCCCUGACAAAAUGGACGAUUUCAUUGAUACCAUCAACUCAAAGCUGCAGCCCACAUUCAUGCAGAUUAGAAAAGGAAUGUCUGAAGACAGUGGCCAGCAGCACUAUGCUCUGGUCAAUAUGGCUGAGACUGAUGUCACCAGAAUGUCGUCAGAUUAUGCGGACAAUGAACUGGAGCUCUUCAGGAAAGUAGUGGACCUGAUCGUGAGCUCUGAAACUGGCAUGGCUUCCUCCACGGACAUUCUGAAUAGUGCUGAUACCAUGACGUCCAAAAGGCUGAAGAAGAGUGAGACAGAGCAUCUCUUGAACCGAUUCGUGCAUGACAAGUGGCUCUGUGAGAAACGGGGUGAAUACACCCUGUCCACCAGAUGCAUCAUUGAGAUGGAGUCGUACAUCCGCACAAUGUAUCAAGACCAGGUCAAAGUCUGCCACAUCUGUCACUACAUUGCUUUCCAGUGCCAAAUAUGUGAGAAUCCGAUAUGUGGCAUAAAAAUACACAACCCAUGUGUGGCCAGAUAUUUCAAAGGAAGAUCAGAGCCACGGUGUCCAGCAUGUGAUGACUUUUGGCCUCAUGAAAUCCCUGAAAUCAGACGGCCCAGCUCUCAGUCCAGAAGAUGAGGACUUCAGUACCAAGUGUGUUUUUUCUUUGUUGAAGUUGUUAAGUAUAAUUUUCACAAAAGUUUGUAAUUAAUCAGUUAAUGUGGAUUUUUUAUCAUUAUUUUUACAAGAAUUUAUGAGAAUGUUUGAAAAUGUGUGGAACCUUUUUACUCUGAAAGAAAUCAAUCUGUUCAAGCCCAUUUAGGUUCAGAAUUGCAGAUAUACAACAUACUGUGUUGAUUUUCUUUCUUUUUUUUUAAAGAAAUGGCUGUAUGCAAAAGGUCAACU